AUGUCCUCUGCCUUGGAGACCAGUUACUCUGACCUUGAAAACAGCAGUGAUAUGUCCUUUUGCCUCACUGAUGAUGAAGGGAGCUUUAGCAGCCCACCAGCCCCUUCCCUGCCCUCCCCAAAGCAUGACACUUCCCCAGAGCACAGCCCAGAAAAGUGUGAAGAAGAGAAGGAAAGGAAGAGGCGACGGGGCCGCACCAAGGUCAAGAACGAAGCUGUCCUUCACACCAUCAAAAAGACUAGGCGGGUCAAGGCAAAUGACAGGGAGAGGAACCGCAUGCAUAACCUCAAUGCAGCACUGGAUGAGCUUCGAAGUGUCCUGCCAACUUUUCCAGAUGACACCAAGCUGACCAAGAUAGAAACUCUGCGUUUUGCCUACAACUACAUCUGGGCCCUCUCUGAGACCCUAAGACUGGCUGAUCAGUGCCUCCAGAAACCACCCAAAGAAGUGCUUCUGUCCAGCUACUUGAGUUCCACAGAUCCACCCAGCCCUGGCAGUGAUGCAGGCUCCUGGAUGUCCACUGCAUCUCCUUCCACCUCUUCACUUUCUGCCUGUACAUCCAACCCUAGCAGCCCAGCAACCUCGGAAGACUGUUGUUAUGGGCUCACUGAGAAUCUCUUCUCCUACCACAGCCUCCCCAAAGACUUGUUGCAGAGCACCUCUUGUUUUGUGCAGUACCAUUAG
This is a messenger RNA of Eublepharis macularius, 684 nucleotides long. RefSeq names its product neurogenin 1 (gene NEUROG1). The coding region runs from base 1 to 684 and encodes 227 amino acids. NCBI's taxonomy places the organism in Eukaryota, Metazoa, Chordata, Lepidosauria, Squamata, Eublepharidae. The transcript has a single exon. The record is from RefSeq and is a predicted model, not a curated record. Gene Ontology annotation, molecular function: protein dimerization activity.